CUUGACACAUGGCGGCUUUUCGGUUCUGUUAAAGUUUGUAGCCUUGGGCGGAAAUUAUGAGAUAUUAUCUUCAUCGCGGUUUGUAGAUGCUUAUCGAUGAAUCAGGAUGUGAAAAAUUGUAUCUUUCAAAUAUUUACAAGCGUGGUGGACACUUCCAGUAGUAUGAGACUGGUGACUCGUGCUCUGUUGCUGUUGACAACGUUUUCCUUGGUCUUCCUUCUCUUCAUCGGUCGGUGUGGGCUAAGAUUGGAUGAAGAACUCCGCUCCACGUCUUCCAGUUCCCAAUUCAGCAACGACUUCCUCCAACAGUCCAUGUCGCCAGACUCUUACUAUUUAGACCUCUUGCACAGGAGAGAGGAAGAGCACAGAUCUGAAAUUAAAGCUCUAAAAGACGAGAUUUCGAAUCUGAAGAAAAAGGUUUCUGAUUUGCAGAAGCCCUUCGUGGAUUCUGUAUCUGUGCCUAUCAUAGAACCUCAUCCUAAAUCUCAUGGAGAUGCAGAAUCUGCACGCUCUCUGGAAUGUUCAGAAUAUCUGAGAAAGCAAGUCGCAUCCGCCGAAAUCCGACACGGCGUACAACUGAACAAUGAGUACGAGAUCGUUCCUUUCACCCAUUUCACUUUCGGAAGAGUUUAUCCUGUCACCCUUGGCCUUGGCAAAAGGGUCGUCGAGAAACCUAUCGGUUACAAACGUAAGGACCUUCUUGAAGUAUUUGUCAGAGCCUUGGACGUCAUCAACAGAGACAAAAGGGGUAAACAGCGAUACACUGUGGAUGACUUCACUGAGGGCUUGUUUCGCAAUGAGCCAACGACUGGUUCCCAUUACGAAUUGUACUUCAAAGAAAAGAAUAUGUCUCGAGUCUAUCACAGAGUGGUUCUUAUGAGGCCUUUCGGCCCAGUACAAACUCUAAUAAACGAAAGAGUACGAACAUCGAAAGAACUUAUUAAUGUUAUUCUGCCCCUUUCAGGUAGAAUAGACAUUUUUAGGACGUUCAUGGACAGGUUUGUGAAAGUUGCAAUAAAGCAUGAUAAAAAAGUCUUCCUUACAGUUGUAUAUUUUGGAGAUGAAGGUCUUCAUGAAGUGCGUGUCAUCCUGACUAAAGUAUCCCGGGAGGCAAAAUUCCGAAAUCUAAAAUUGCUGACUUUAAAUGAAACAUUUUCAAGGGGCAAAGGCCUACAAGUUGGUGUGCAGCACUGGUCAAAAGGAGAUGUCUUACUAUUCCUGUGCGAUGUAGAUAUUGUCUUUACCAGCAGGUUUCUGGAACGUUGCCGUUUGAAUGCAGCACCAGCAAAGAAAGUCUACUACCCUAUCGUCUUUAGCUUAUAUAAUCCUUCUUUAGUUUACUCAUUACAAGGUAAAGAGACUCCAUCAGAAGCAGAUCAGCUAACGAUUUCCAGAGAUUCAGGGUUCUGGAGGGAUUUCGGUUUCGGGAUGACAUGCCAAUAUCGAAGCGACUUCAUGAAUGUAAAAGGCUUUGAUGAAGACAUUGUCGGGUGGGGUGGAGAAGAUGUUAUGCUGUAUCGAAAAUAUGUAAGAAGCAAUUUAGUAGUUGUAAGAGCUACCGAUCCAGGUAUCUUCCAUAUGUGGCACGAAAAAGUAUGUGAUCCAGAUUUGUCGGUUGACCAAUACCGUGCUUGCUUAAGGUCUAGAGCCCUUGGUGAAGCCUCCCACGCCCAGCUAGGCCUUUUAGCUUUUGGCGAUGAGCUGAAGAAACACCAGAGCAUCUUGGAUUCUCAGAGUACCUCAACAGUGGACGGAACCGUUGUCGAUGUGAUAGAGAAGCCUUCUCGGGCUCAGUUGGAUCAUCGCUGAGUCAGUUCUGUGAUGAUGAAUCUUGGUUCCAUAUAUUACUCAGCCGUAAACUUGUGAUUUAUUUAUGCUGCUUGUUCUACAAUUUGGGAUUUGCAAAAGCAAAAAAAAAUAUUUAUAUUUUUAUUCAAAGCCUUUCUUUGAAGAUUUGCAUAUCAGAAACUUGAUAUAUAUAGCAACUGAUCAAUUAUGAGAUGCUAUGAAUUCCAACGGUCUUUCGCAGUGUUAUGUUGAAUAUUUAAGCUACGUUUUACCAAACAAGAUCAAGAAGAUGAUAGAUUAAAUUCGUUGAAGAAGACGUGUAUAGCAAUAAAAAUAAUUAAUACUUUUUUUCAAAUGGAAUUUUUUAUGGAAGAUAAUUGUAACAAUUGUCGAUGCUUAGAAAGUUACAAAAUGACUUUACGGUAAACCUACUGAAGUAAAACUUGCCUUGUUAAAUGAACUGUUUAUAGUUUUAGUGACUUCCAAGUGGAAAAUGAAAACUUGUUUGGAAAUGCUGGUUUAAAUACUCGACAUAAAAAAAUUCAUUGUGUGGAAUUCUCUUAUUUCACAUAAGCAGAACGUGUUGGUUAAUAUUUAUUUAAAUUUCUUAUGCACAUGGGUAUUUUUAAUUAAUAUUAAAAAGAACUAAAGUCAACGUGUGUUAUCUACAUAGUUCCAAAGAUUAUUAAAUAAAGUGUUUAAUUUAUUUACUUUUACCUGAA
This is a messenger RNA of Stegodyphus dumicola, 2510 nucleotides long. Its product is annotated as chondroitin sulfate N-acetylgalactosaminyltransferase 1-like. NCBI's taxonomy places the organism in Eukaryota, Metazoa, Arthropoda, Arachnida, Araneae, Eresidae. The record is from RefSeq and is a predicted model, not a curated record. Gene Ontology annotation, molecular function: glucuronosyl-N-acetylgalactosaminyl-proteoglycan 4-beta-N-acetylgalactosaminyltransferase activity. Gene Ontology annotation, cellular component: Golgi cisterna membrane.